GAGAGACUCCCACCAACGUUUUGGCUCUCGAUGGACGACAAUGUGGCUUUAUAGACCUCUGCCCUAUACCCAAGAAUGCCCAAAACUGUCUGGAAGCGUACGCCAUGGCUCGUCAUCUCUCUCUAAAGAAUGGGAUUAUCCCCGUAGACCACGAUUCCUCUCUUCUUCAACCCACACUGCACUUCCAAAUGCUCAGGCACCUAUGUCAGAAACUGAGUGACUCUUCAUAUCCAUCACCAAUGUCUUGCUCAUUUGCACGGAUAUCGGAUAUCAUCAAUCGCAAGCUCGGCAGAGGCCGUCCUUCCGAGUACGACGACGACGAGAAGACACGGGCUAUAUCCAUCACUACUACUAUCACCAUCACGACGACGGCGACGGACUCGAUUGGGUAGGAUGGUGGUCCUGGAGACGGCUGAGUUUGACCCGAGGCACGGCAAUGGCCAAUCUGUUUUCGACCUCAACGUUGCCCUGAUGGUCAUCACUAAUAUCUUGAUGAUUUUGCGAUUGUAUGUUCGCGGUAUUAUGGCCAAAAAUCUUGGAUGGGAUGAUUUGUUGGCUGUUGUUGCUUGGGUAAAUACUCCUUGUAAUAUCCCAUCGAAAUCAGGGUCGACUCACAUAUGACUAGGGCCUUGUCAUGACCUUUUCUUGUAUAGAAAUCGUCCUUUUGACGAAGGGUGUUGGAUAUCACAUACAGGAUGUGCCGAAGGAGACGUUGCUUCAAUUUUUGUCACUGUCUCCUGUCGACAAGUUAGUUUUCAUCUUGGCGGGUGGAUUUGUCAGGCUAUCAAUCCUUGCUUGUCUUCCUCGCAUCAACAGAGACAGAUCUUUUGUGACGUGCGUAUAUGGAGUUUUUGUGGCAACCAUAAUCACUGCUGUGGCUUCAUUCUUAUUCGUCCUUUUGUCCUGUAUCCCGGUAUCGUAUGUUGAUUCCUUUCUCUCCCUUAUUCAUUACUCGGAGACUGAGUUGGAUAGAGAUGUAUUCAACGCCGCAAAGCCAGACAGACAGUGCGUCUCAAAAUAUAGCCUGUCUCGUAUGAGAUGGGCUCACUCGAUUAUGUCAACUAUUCUUAACGUCGUGAUACUCAGCCUCUGUAUAUGGGUUUCAGCGUCAACCAACAAAACACGAGCUCAAGUCAUUAAGAUGACGUCGAUGGUUUUGCUUGGACUGUUUGCUGUUGUUUCGACAAUCACCAGGCUCAUUCUUCUGCUUACAACAAACAUGAAUGUGGACAUGUUAGUCAACCACUGCAGAGUAUUAAGAACAACAACUGACAUAUACUAUAGAACUUACAUCAGCCUUCGAGUAGCACCAUUCUUCUCCCUAGAGAUCAACUCGGGUCUUUGGUGCGGCUGUCUCCCUGCUUUCCAGCCCCUUUUCGAGUGGACCAACAACCACUACUAUAAUCAUUACAACAUGAGGAAGUUAUCUCGAAGCAGCGCCCAAGAACCCCUGAAUGAUUCUUGGAACAGAGAUUACAUGACUGCAAACCCUCAUAUUUCAAUCCACGGGCAGCCAAGAGAUCUAAAAGGGAAUAAGACGGCAUCGGAUGCUGAAUCAGCCACUGGAUUCGCAAUGUUGGAGAAUGAAAGAGGCAUCAAGUUGACCACUGAGUUUUCGGUGCAUGUGGAAGACAGAGUUUAUACCGGAGAAGGGUCAGAAGACAUAGUAUCGAGGACACCAGCGUGGAACGCAUUCUGAGAGAAAUUGUCCGGUAUUGAUAGUACAAGUUAUACUACUAUACCUCAAUAGUCUUGUAACAUUGGGGUCUAACAAGAAGAAAUGGCCAUUGAGGCAGCAUUGCGACAUUUUAUGGAUCUCAACACCUUCGUUGAGAUUGACAAAGAGAUUUAUGAAUGUGGUUGAACAACAUAUUGCCCAACAAAUGAUUGAGGCUUGCCGA
This is a messenger RNA of Fusarium odoratissimum NRRL 54006, 1901 nucleotides long. RefSeq lists its product as uncharacterized. The coding region runs from base 635 to 1699 and encodes 354 amino acids. The record is from RefSeq and is a predicted model, not a curated record. NCBI's taxonomy places the organism in Eukaryota, Fungi, Ascomycota, Sordariomycetes, Hypocreales, Nectriaceae. The transcript has 3 exons.